CCAAAAUGUGAACUUAAUUUUAAAGCAACGGCCCAAAAUCCAAUUAACUAUAAGUAUGGUCCACGAGCUGUUGCCAUGGGAGACUUCAACAACGAUACCUUGCUAGAUAUUGUUGUUGCCAAUUAUGCUGCUGACAAUAUAGCUAUAUAUUUUGGACAUGGCAAUGGCACUGUGGCAAGCCCAGUCAUGUUUUCAACUGGUUAUGGCUCUGCUCCGUACACGAUUGCUGUUGAUGAUUUCGACAACGAUCAUCGACCUGAUGUCGUCGUCGCCAAUUUCGGUACAAAUACCAUCGGUGUACUCCUCAGAUUCCAAAAUGGGUCUUUUGCAAACAAAACAGUUCUAUCAACUGAAUCAUCUCGUCCUGUUUGGAUCCAUGUAGCAGAUCUUAACAAUGAUACAGCACUAGAUAUUGUCACUGCUAAUUACGGCACACACAGUGUUAGCAUAUUUUAUGGAUAUGGAAAUGCAAGCUUUUCAAACUCAAGCACGUACUCUACAGGCUACGAUUCUUUUCCGUUAGCGGUUGUUAGUGGCGAUUUCAACAAUGACAAAAGGAUGGAUCUUGCUAUCGCCAAUUAUGGUACCAAUAAUGUUGGUAUCAUGCUUGGGGCUAGUAACGGCACUUUCGCAAGGACAAGCACGUUCUCAACUGGUCUUAAUUCCCAUCCUUACUCGAUUGUCGUUGGUUACUUAAAUGAAGACGCCAUGCUAGAUAUUGCCGUUACCAAUCAUGGAAAUAACAGUGUGGGUAUACUUCUUGGGAAUGACAAGGGAACUUUUAUAAGACAAACGACAUAUUCGCUCGGCGCUGCUUCUCCAUAUUGUAUUGACAUUGGUGACUUCAACAACGACAAUCAAAUGGAUUUAGUCAUCACCAAUAAUGGCACUGACAAUAUAGCUCUACUUGUCGGGCAUGGCAACGGUACUUUUGCAAGCCCAAAACUGUAUCCAACUGGAUCUUCUUCAUCAAUCUCCAUUGCUAUAGGUGAUUUAAACAGCGACAAUCGUUCAGACAUUGCCUUCAUCAACAAUGAUACGAGCACCAUAGGCAUCAUGCUUGGCUAUGAUGAAUUUUUUCCUAUUCAAAUGACAUAUGCAACUGACCGUGCACCGUGCUCAGUAGCUGUUGGUGAUUUUAACCAUGACACCCGAUUAGAUAUUGUAGUUGCUAAUAGGGAUAGCAACACUGUCGAUAUUCUGCUCGGAUAUCGCAAUGGCUCUUUUGCAAAUCAAACGACAUAUUCAACUGGCUCUUUGCCAUUCUCUGGAGCUGUUGGUGAUUUUAACAACGACACUCUAUUGGAUAUUGUCGUUGCUAAUAAUCGUGACCAGACUGUAAGUAUCCUUCUCGGAUAUGGUGAUGGCUCCUUUGCAAAUCAAACGACAUUUUCAACUGGCUCUCAGUCAGCCUCUGUAGCUGUUGGUAAUUUUAACAGCGACACCCAUCUGGAUAUCGUCGUCGCUAAUGCUGGUGACAAUACUGUCAGUGUACUUCUCGGAUAUGGUGAUGGCUCUUUUGCAAAUCAAACAACAUUUUCAACUGGCUCUCUGCCAAUCUCUGUAGCUGUUGGUGAUUUUAACAACGACACCCAACUGGAUAUCGUCGUUGCUAAUUUUGGUGGCAACACUGUAAGUGUACUUCUAAGAUAUAGCAAUGGCUCUUUUGCAAAUCAAACGACAUAUUCAACUGGCUCUGCCCCACGAGCUGUAGUUGUUGGCGAUUUUAAUAAUGACAGCCAACUAGAUAUCGCCGUUGCUAAUCGGGAUGACAACACUGUAAGUGUCCUUCUUGGAUAUGGAAAUGGCUCUUUUGCAGAUCAAACGACAUAUUCAACUGGCUCUAGACCAUUGUCUGUAGCUGUUGGUGAUUUUAACAACGACACCCAACUGGAUAUCGUCGUUGCUAAUUUUGGUGGCAACACUGUAAGUGUACUUCUAGGAUAUAGCAAUGGCUCUUUUGCAAAUCAAAUGACAUAUUCAACUGACUCUGGCCCAAUUGCUGUAGCUGUUGAUGAUUUUAACAACGACACGCGACCGGAUAUUGUCAUCGCUAAUUUUAAUGACAAAACUGUAGGUGUACUACUUCGGUAUGACAGAGGAGCUCUGGAAGAUAAAAUCACAUUUGCCCCUACCUAUGGUUCUCGUUUGCGAAACUUUGCCCUUUUUGAUUUCAAUAACGAUAGUCUAUUGGAUAUCGCUGUUGUCAAUUAUGGUACUAAUAACAUAGGUGUCCUUCUUGGAUAUGGGAAUGGCACGUUUGGAAAUCAAAUGGUGCUCUCAACAGGCUUAAAUUCUCAUCCUCACUCCAUCACUAUCCAUGAUUUCAAUAGAGACGGUCAAGCAGAUAUAGCCGUGACCAAUUAUGGUACUAAAAAUCUUGUUACGUUUCUGGGAAGUGGAAAUGGAACAUUUGAAAAUCAAGGACGUUACGGUAUAAAUUUUGAUUUUGCUCCACUGAUGAUUGAUGCUGGUAGUUUCAACAAAGAUGGGCGUUCAGAAAUUUUCGUUGCAUAUGAUGCCAUCGAUUAUGUGGAUGUGCUUGUUACAUACGACAUCGGAUCUUUCGCUGAUGACGUUAAACAUUCAACUGGAGAUGGGCCCAGAUCUGUAGCUCUUGGCGAUUUUAAUAACGACACCCAUCUGGAUAUCGUCGUCGCUAAUCAAGGACUCGACACUGUAAGUAUCCUUCUCGGAUAUGGAAAUAGUUCUUUCACUAAUCAAACGACAUAUUCAACUGGCUCUCAGCCAUGGUCUGUAGCUGUUGGUGACUUCAACAACGACACUCUGUUGGAUAUCGUCGUCACUAAUUAUGGUAACAACACUGUAAGUAUCCUUCUUGGAUAUGGCGAUGGCUCGUUUGCAAAUCAAACGACAUAUUCAACUGGCUCUGCCCCAAGGUCUGUAGCUGUUGGUGAUUUUAACAACGACACCCAACUGGAUAUCGUCGUCACUAAUCGAGCAGACAACACUGUAAGCAUCCUUCUUGGAUACGGCAAUGGCUCUUUUGCAAAUCAGACGACAUAUUCAACUGGCUCUGCCUCAUGGCCUACAGCUGUUGCUGAUUUUAACAACGAUACCAGACUGGAUAUCGUCGUCGCUAAUUGGGGUGACAACACUGUAAGCAUCCUUCUUGGAUAUGGCAAUGGCUCUUUUGCAAAUCAAAUGACAUAUUCAACUGGUGCUGCACCAGGGUCUGUAGCUGUAAGUGAUUUUAACAACGACACUCUAUUGGAUAUUGCCGUUGCUAAUUAUGGUGACAACACUGUAAGUAUCCUUCUCGGAUAUGGUGAUGGCUCUUUCACGAAUCAAACGAUAUAUUCAGCUGGCUUUGGACCAAGCUCUGUAGCUGUUGGUGAUUUUAACAACGACAGCCUAUUGGAUAUCGUCGUCACUAAUUGGAAUGACAACACUAUAAGUGUCCUUCUUGGAUAUGGCAAUGGUGUUUUUACAAAUCAAAUGACCUAUUCAACUGGCUAUAGUCCUUCAUUUGUAGCCGUCGGCGAUUUUAAUCGUGACAACCGACUGGAUAUCGUCGUCUCUAAUAUUAAUGGGAAAAGUGCCAGUAUAUAUCUGGGACAUCCUAAUGAAGGUUUUCUUAAGCAAAUGAGACUCAUAACUGGCAAUGGAUCUCACCCUAAGUCAUUCGCCAUUGGGGAUUUUAACAAUGACAGUCAAACAGAUAUUGCAAUUGUGAAUUCAGGCACUAACAAAAUCGGUAUUUUUCUGAGAUAUGAUAAUGGUUCUUUCCCAAAUCAAAUGACAUAUUCAACUGGUUCUUCUCCAUGGUCGGUAGCUGUUGGUGAUUUCAACAACGAUACCAUACUUGAUAUUGUCGUCGCGAAUCUUGGCAGUGACAAUGUUGGUAUAUUUCUUGGAUGGGGUAAUGGUUCGUUUUCAAACCAGAAAACGUUUACGACUGGUUUAAACUCUCAACCAAACGCAGUUGCUGUUGGAGAUCUCAACAACGACACCUGGGUAGACAUUAUUGUUGCUAAUUAUGGCACAAACAACAUAGGUGUGUUGCUUGGUUAUGGGAAUGGCUCCUUCACAAGUGUCAAGUUUUUUUCAAUCAGUUAUGGAUCUCUUCCAUUCUCCGUUUCCGUUGAUGAUUUAGACAAUGAUGGAAAAUUGGAUUUCGUCGUCGCCAACGAAGGUGCUGACAAUUUAAACAUUUUUUUACAGACCUGUUAA
Molecule: messenger RNA, 4194 nt
Organism: Rotaria sp. Silwood1
Lineage: Eukaryota; Metazoa; Rotifera; Eurotatoria; Philodinida; Philodinidae
Source: the annotation of a GenBank genome assembly